Eremothecium gossypii ATCC 10895 is the source of this 3426-nucleotide messenger RNA. RefSeq names its product DNA-directed RNA polymerase III core subunit RET1 (gene RET1). The record is from RefSeq and is marked provisional. Gene Ontology annotation, cellular component: RNA polymerase III complex. The transcript has a single exon. Gene Ontology annotation, molecular function: DNA binding; ribonucleoside binding; DNA-directed RNA polymerase activity. Lineage: Eukaryota; Fungi; Ascomycota; Saccharomycetes; Saccharomycetales; Saccharomycetaceae. The coding region runs from base 1 to 3426 and encodes 1141 amino acids. Gene Ontology annotation, biological process: DNA-templated transcription.
AUGGCAGCGGUUGAGCAUGCGCACUCGGCGCAUAAGAUGGAUGACACGUUCGAGCAGCUGUUAAAACCGGUCUACAAGGGCAAGAAACUUGCUGAUGCUAUCAAUACGGCGGAAGAUAAGUGGCAUUUGCUCCCAGCCUUUCUGAAGGUAAAGGGUUUGGUCAAGCAGCACUUGGAUUCGUUUAAUUACUUCGUGGAUGUAGACUUAAAGAAAAUCAUUAAGGCUAACGAAAUGGUGCUUAGUGAUGUGGACCCCGAGUUCUAUCUCAAAUAUGUGGAUAUCCGGGUCGGGCGAAGGUCUAACUCGAGCAAGAUUGAUAUGACGCCGCCUCAUGAGUGCCGACUAAGAGAUAUGACCUACAGUGCUCCGAUCUUUGUGGAUAUCGAAUACACUCGAGGACGGUCUAUCGUGCUGCACAAGGAUGUGGAGAUCGGCAAGAUGCCUAUUAUGCUUCGGUCCAAUAAGUGUAUCUUGAAUGGAGCCUCGGAAGAGGUGAUGGCAAAAUUAAACGAAUGCCCGCUAGAUCCCGGUGGAUACUUCAUUGUUAACGGUACGGAAAAAGUCAUUUUGGUUCAAGAACAACUGUCCAAGAAUCGUAUUAUCGUUGAGGCUGAUGAAAAGAAGGCUAUUGUGCAGGCUUCGGUUACGUCUUCCACACACGAGAGAAAAUCGAAGACAUACGUGGUUACUAAGAAUGAUAAGAUCUACCUUAAGCAUAACUCCAUUGCAGAAGAAGUGCCUAUUGUUAUAGUACUAAAGGCAUGUGGCAUAGUAUCGGAUCUGGAAAUAAUGCAGUUGGUUUGUGGCAAUGACAGCAGCUACCAGGAUAUAUUUGCGAUUAACUUUGAAGAAGCGUCAAAGAUGAACAUCUACACUCAGCAGCAAGCUUUGGAGUAUAUCGGCACCAAAGUUAAGACGAUUAGGCGACAGAAGUUAACCGUUUUACAGGAAGGUAUUGAGGCCAUUGCCACCACCGUGAUCGCCCAUUUGACUGUAGAAGCACUUGACUUCAGGGAAAAAGCUUUGUACGUCGCUAUGAUGACCAGAAGGGUUAUCAUGGCAAUCCAUAACCCUAAAAUGGUUGAUGACAGAGAUUAUGUCGGUAAUAAGCGUUUGGAAUUGGCUGGUCAGUUGAUGUCUCUGUUAUUUGAAGAUCUUUUCAAGAAGUUUAACAAUGACUUUAAAGCUAGCAUUGAUAAAGUACUCAAGAAACCUAACAGAGCGGAGAUGUAUGAUGCUCUUUUGUCAAUUAACGUCCAUUCUAACAAUAUCACCUCGGGAUUGAAUAGAGCUAUCUCCACUGGUAAUUGGUCGUUAAAGAGAUUUAAGAUGGAACGUGCUGGUGUUACCCAUGUCUUGAGUAGGCUUUCUUAUAUUUCUGCUCUGGGUAUGAUGACAAGAAUUUCUUCGCAGUUCGAAAAAUCUAGAAAGGUUUCUGGUCCUAGAGCUUUGCAACCCUCGCAGUUCGGUAUGUUGUGUACAUCCGAUACGCCGGAAGGUGAGGCCUGUGGGUUGGUUAAGAACUUAGCAUUGAUGACACAUAUUACCACGGAUGAUGAAGAGGAGCCAAUAAAGAAUCUUUGCUACUUACUGGGCGUGGAAGACAUUACAUUGCUAGAUAGUGCAUCCAUUCAUUUAAAUUACGGUGUUUAUUUGAAUGGUACUAUCAUCGGUACAACUAGAUUCCCCGCCAGGUUUGUUAACCAGUUUAGACUAUUGAGAAGAACUGGUAAAGUAUCCGAGUUCAUUUCCAUCUAUACCAACAGUCAUCAAAAAGCUGUGCAUAUUGCGACGGAUGGUGGCAGAAUCUGUAGACCUCUUAUUAUUGUUCGGAACGGGAAAUCUAUGGUCACAGCAGGCCACCUCAGAAGACUUCUAGAAGGCGAAUUACAAUUUGAUGAUUUCUUGAAACUGGGGUUAGUUGAGUAUUUGGAUGUUAACGAGGAAAAUGAUUCCUACAUUGCACUGUAUGAAAAGGAUAUCGAAGAGGGUACUACUCAUUUAGAAAUAGAACCUUUUACUGUUCUAGGUGCGGUGGCAGGUUUGAUUCCAUAUCCGCAUCAUAAUCAGUCUCCACGUAACACAUACCAAUGUGCUAUGGGUAAACAAGCCAUUGGAGCAAUUGCAUACAACCAAUUUAAACGGAUUGAUACAUUAUUAUAUCUAAUGAUUUAUCCUCAGCAACCAAUGGUUAAGAGCAAAACCAUUGAACUUAUUGAUUACGAUAAACUACCCGCUGGACAAAAUGCCACUGUUGCUGUUAUGUCCUACUCAGGUUAUGAUAUCGAAGAUGCUCUAGUUAUUAACAAAUCUUCCAUUGACAGAGGCUUUGGCCGCUGUGAGACUCGGAAGAAGACUACAACAAUUCUAAAACGUUACCCUAACCAUACUCAGGAUAUUAUUGGAGGUAUGCGGGUUGACGAAAAUGGUGAACCUAUAUGGCAGCACCAGUCGCUGGGUCCCGAUGGUCUUGGCGAGGUUGGAAUGAAGGUCACAAGCGGGCAAAUAUAUAUCAAUAAAUCCAUUCCAACUAACGCAUCUGAUAGCGUUCUCAACCAGGUACAAUCUCAGUACAGGGAGGCGCCUAUCAUCUACAGAGCACCAGAACCUUCUCACAUUGACCAGGUUAUGAUGUCUGUUUCCGAUAACGAUCAAGCGCUGAUCAAGGUCCUGCUACGGCAAAAUAGACGGCCAGAACUUGGUGAUAAAUUCUCCUCCAGGCACGGACAGAAGGGUGUCUGUGGCAUCAUUGUCCAGCAGGAGGAUAUGCCCUUUAAUGAUCAGGGUAUUUGCCCAGAUAUCAUCAUGAAUCCUCACGGUUUCCCGUCUCGUAUGACUGUGGGUAAGAUGCUUGAGUUAGUUUCUGGUAAGGCAGGCGUUCUGAAUGGCACGCUGGAAUAUGGUACCUGUUUCGGCGGCUCGCAGUUGGCAGACAUGUCGGAAAUUUUAGUCAACAAUGGCUUCAAUUAUUCUGGUAAGGAUAUGUUGUACUCCGGUAUCACGGGCGAGUGUUUACAGGCAUAUGUGUUUUUCGGACCGAUCUACUAUCAGAAGUUGAAGCACAUGGUUCUGGAUAAAAUGCAUGCCCGUGCGCGAGGACCAAGAGCUGUGCUGACCCGUCAGCCUACCGAGGGUAGGUCCCGUGAUGGUGGUUUAAGAUUGGGAGAAAUGGAAAGAGACUGUGUUAUUGCGUAUGGUGCUUCGCAGCUACUGCUAGAAAGAUUGAUGUUGAGCUCAGAUGCUUUUGAGGUCGAUGUUUGCAACAAGUGUGGUUUAAUGGGCUACAGUGGCUGGUGUACAUCCUGUAAGAGUGCGGAGCACAUUAUAAAAAUGACCAUCCCAUACGCAGCCAAGCUGCUAUUCCAGGAGCUUCUCUCUAUGAAUAUAGCGCCAAGACUCAAGCUGGAGGAUGUGUUCCAAUCGUAG